CAACCGAAUCAUCGUCUCACUCCAGAUCGAUAUCAACAAGCCAAGCCACGCAAGCCACACACUCAAACGAGACGUACACUUCCUUGUCCUAGCUCUCGCCAGUCGCCACCACUGCACGCGUCAGCUACCAGCCUCAUCGCCAUCUCGCUCGCUCGCUCGAUCGCCAUGGGCGGCCUCACCAUGGACCAGGCCUUCGUGCAGGCCCCCGAGCACCGCCCCAAGGCGUCUGUCGCCGAGGCCGACGGCAUCCCGGUCAUCGACAUCUCCCCUCUCUUCUCUGCCGCCGCCGGCGACGGGGGCCGCGCCGGGGUGGACGCGCUGGCGGCUGAGGUCGGGAGGGCGAGCCGGGACUGGGGCUUCUUCGUGGUGGUGCGCCACGGCGUGCCGGCGGACACCGUGGCGCGCGCGGCGGAGGCGCAGCGGGCGUUCUUCGCGCUGCCACCGGAGCUGAGGGCGGCCGUGGCGCGGAGCGAGGCGGCGCCGAUGGGGUACUACGCGUCCGAGCACACCAAGAACGUCAGGGACUGGAAGGAGGUGUUCGACCUCGUCCCGCGCCAGCCCCCGCCGCCGACCGCCGUGGCCGACGGUGAGCUGGUGUUCGACAACAAGUGGCCCGACGACCUGCCGGGGUUCAGAGAGGCUCUGGAGGAGUACGGCGAGGCAGUGGAGGAGCUGGCGUUCAAGCUGCUGGAGCUGAUCGCCCGGAGCCUUGGCCUCCAACCCGACCGCCUCCAUGGCUUCUUCAAGGACCAGACCACCUUCAUCCGGCUCAACCACUACCCUCCCUGCCCGAGCCCCGACCUCGCCCUCGGCGUCGGCCGCCACAAGGACGCCGGCGCGCUCACCGUCCUCUACCAGGACCACGUCGGCGGCCUCGACGUCCGCCGCCGAUCCGACGGCGAGUGGGUGCGCGUCACGCCCGUCCCCGACUCCUUCAUCAUCAACGUCGGCGACAUCAUCCAAGUGUGGAGCAAUGACAGGUACGAGAGCGCGGAGCACAGGGUGGCGGUGAACGUGGAGAAGGAGAGGUUCUCCAUCCCCUUCUUCUUCAACCCGGCGAGCUACACCAUGGUGGAGCCGCUGGAGGAGCUCGUCGGCGAGGAGAGCCCGGCCAGGUACAACCCCUACAGCUGGGGCGACUUCUUCAGGACCAGGAAGAAUAGCAACUUCAAGAAGCUCGACGUCGACAACGUCCAGAUCGCCCAUUUCAGGAAGACCUAGCUAGCGACCCGAUCGAUCGAUCGACCGUACGUACGUUGCCGCCUAGCUAGCUAGUCCAGUUCAGGUGACCGAUCGAGACCAUGGUGCCAUGUCACCAUUUGUGAGAUAAAUAAUGCCUGUGUCGUGUACAA
Messenger RNA from Oryza brachyantha (malo sina), 1352 nucleotides. Its product is annotated as probable 2-oxoglutarate-dependent dioxygenase At5g05600. The transcript has 3 exons. Gene Ontology annotation, molecular function: dioxygenase activity. Lineage: Eukaryota; Viridiplantae; Streptophyta; Magnoliopsida; Poales; Poaceae. Bases 166 to 1221 code for a protein of 351 amino acids. The record is from RefSeq and is a predicted model, not a curated record.